GCAACCUAAAACCCGUUUGAGAAACCAGAAAUCUAUAAUCGAAAGAGAAAUAUGUCUUCUAAACUGAAGAAGAAUUUCCGUAAGCGAACCUUCGAGGAUGAAGGCGAUAAUGAAUCUGAGCUAGCUAGAAGAAACUCCAACGACGAAGAAGAAGAAGAAGAGAGGAGAUUGGCUUUAGAAGAGGUGAAGUUCCUUCAGAAACAAAGAUGCAAGAAAUCUGGAAUGCCUGCCCUACCUGCACCUCAAACCGGAGCUACGGCCGGUGGAGGUGUCGGUGGUGUCGGCAACGGAAGCGAAGGUGGAUUGGUUCAAAAGAGAGUCAAGGAUAAAAACGAAGGAGAAGGAGAGAAAGAAGAGCUUGUCUUGCAAGAUACCUUCGCUCAAGAAACUGCUGUUCUUGAGGAAGAUCCCAAUAUGUUGAGAUAUGUUGAACAAGAACUGGCAAAGAAGAGAGGAAAGAACAUUGAUGAUGAAAAUAAGACUGAGAAUGAUAUCAAGCAUGCUGAAGAUGAAUUGUACAAAAUUCCUGACCAUCUUAAAGUUAAGAAGAGAAACUCAGAGGAAAGUUCAACUCAAUGGACAACUGGAAUUGCUGAGAUUCAGCUCCCCAUUGAAUUCAAACUUAGAAACAUCGAGGAAACCGAGGCUGCAAAGAAGCUUCUACAAGAGAAGAGGCUUGUGGGUAGACCCAAAUCAGAAUCAAACAUGCCAUCUAGUUACAGUGCUGAUUAUUUUCAACGAGGAAGAGAUUAUGCUGAAAAGCUAAGAAGAGAACACCCGGAGCUUUACAAGGACAGAAGCACCUCCACCACCACGACUACAGAUGACAACAAAACUACAGAAUCUGAUGCCCCCGCCAAAGAUGGAGGAGUACAAAGGCGAGCUGCCGCAACAGAUGAGUUCAUGCUUGACAAAUUCCGCAAAAGAGAACGCCAUCGUAUGCGCAGAUGAAAUCAUUACUUCAAUUAUUUGUCACAUUUAAAAACAUGAUGUAUCUCAACCUAGUUGUUCUUAUUGACAAUCGAUUCUAUUCAGCCUCUUCAAAGAACAAAACCAAGCAGUUUUAUCAACAUAUAUGAUACAACUCUACAUUUGCAUCUAUCUAUUACUACUACUUUUAUAUCCAUGGCAGCUUCUAACUUUUAGUUAUCAACUGUCCUGCAUUAUUAUUUAUUUACAUACCAUCA
Molecule: messenger RNA, 1187 nt
Organism: Impatiens glandulifera
Lineage: Eukaryota; Viridiplantae; Streptophyta; Magnoliopsida; Ericales; Balsaminaceae
Product: protein COP1 SUPPRESSOR 2
Exons: 6
Coding region: 52-951 (299 amino acids)
Biological process (GO): mRNA splicing, via spliceosome
Cellular component (GO): spliceosomal complex
Source: RefSeq, a predicted model, not a curated record